Messenger RNA from Sabethes cyaneus, 1783 nucleotides. RefSeq lists its product as uncharacterized. Lineage: Eukaryota; Metazoa; Arthropoda; Insecta; Diptera; Culicidae. The record is from RefSeq and is a predicted model, not a curated record. The transcript is spliced from 3 exons. The coding region runs from base 324 to 1712 and encodes 462 amino acids.
AAGCGGUGCCGGGCCUAGCAUAGAGCAGCAGCAGGUUCCCAAAAUCGAAUAAGUACCAGCGCGCCAGCAGCGUCACGUCGCAAUGCGAAAUGAAGGUUAAUAAGGCGAUUUAACAGCAGUAAUAAAGAUAGCCGUCGCUUUCCGAGAACGCACAAUAGGAAACGUAUGCGACAGUGUUGCGACAUAAAUUUCUACGAAAUUUGUGUUUUGAAUCAAAAUAGGGUUUGUUUACUGUUAACGUAUGGCAAACAUCUUCAUCAGGGCGGUGCCGCGGGAACCUCUCAAACAUUUUCGUUAAAGUUGAAAUUUUAAAUAUUUAUGAAAUGCACAUCAGCGAGUUCACAGAGGAAGCGCUGAAAAGCCGCUGCAACUGGACGAUCGAACUGACGGAGUAUAAACGUCGCGAAGAAUAUGGAGUGGUGGAAAUUUACUUCCUGCUGGAAAUUACGGCCGCGGCAGGCCUGCUCAGUGCGGCGCUUAUCGUCCCCGGACUGAUGUAUCUGGCCGAUCAAGAUUUCAACGAGGGCCGGCUGACGGAAGUGCGUAGAACGCACUAUUUCGAUGCUGCCAGCGGUGAAGAGAUCUCGAAGCAACAAGCCGAAGAGCAGCACAGCAAAAAUCGGCAAGCCUAUCAGUUGGACAAGGAAGGCAACCAGUUGUACAGUCAGGGAAAGUAUCAACAGUCCUACGAUAAAUUUAGUGCGGCUUACAACAUGUGCAGUAAAGGGUAUAGGGAAGAGGCUCGUUUCAAAAAGAACAGAGAUAUUGCCAAAAAUAAGGUAGAGGCGGCAGAAAAAUUGGAAGCUGAGAAGAACGCAAACAGGCAAGCAGAUCAGCUGUAUCGAGAAGGUCUUGAUCUGUAUAAGUAUGGAGGGAAAUAUAAAGAAGCACACGAAAAGUUCAGUAAGGCCUACAACCUUUGUACCAGUGGCUACAGUGAGGAAGAAAAGUUUAAAACUUACAGAGAUAUGGCCAAAAAGGAGAUGGAAGCCGCCAAUUUGAACGCCGAUGGAGACAAGUUAUUUCAACAGGGUAAAUUUUCAGAAGCUCUCAACAGAUAUCAACAAGCGUACGACAAAUCAGACUUCAAACCAAAGUUAUAUUCAACAAACUUAAACAAGGCAAAAGCGGAAGUUGAAAAACGAAAACAAGCCGAAAACUUACGACUUCAAGGCAAGAAGCUGUGGGACGAUGCUUGGUGUGCCGAAGAUGAGGACAAACCGGAGGAAGCAUCCCGAAAGUUUCAGGAGGCAAAUCGUUUGCUGCAAGCUGCAUUCGAGCUUGCCUCGGACAGUCGGGAAAUUGCCCGACUAAGCAGGGCCAGCAGCUUGAAAGUGGAGGGCAAUGCGCUGUUCAACGAAGGCAUCCGAUCUCAGCAUGAAGGCGUUCGAUUGCUGGAAGCGGCUCAACGGCUAAAGCAACAACGAGACUACCGAGCAGCGGAAGGGAAAUUUGUGGAGGCGAAGGACAAAUUUAAUGACUGCUUAGUGAAGUUUGAACAGGGAUGUAAGUGCGAUUCUCGGUUCGUUCCGUGUGUGGAGUUCACUCGGGAGCAACUUGAAACCGUUCUGGAAUCAAUCGAGCAAGUGCAGCAGUUGUUGCUUAAGGAAAAAUUCAAGGGUUUAAAUGUCAGGGCUGCCACUAGCGAAAGUGUCGAUCCAGCGAAUUCCCACUCUAGUCGAGAUUUUUCCGAGAUUUUCGCUAGCUUAUAAGCUAUUAUUAUUGUACAUAUUGAAAAUAUAAUUUUUUUUUUUGAAAAAAUGAAGAAUAUACAAAAAAAUAG